AUGAAGAGAAACUCUGACAUUGCAGCUCUUGCAAGGAUUCACACCGCUUCAAAGACGAGUUACGCGAUGAGUGAGAGUGGUAAAGAGCGGGAAACCAGAGCACAAUUCGUGAAAGAACCCGAAGCGCGGCUUGGAGGCGAAACAAAUAAGGUUUUGCGGAGUGCAAUGAAGCAUCAUGGUGCUAGAGGCAAAGACAGAGGCGCUAGUGAGCAAGAAGGAGACGAGGAGGCAGUAGAGUCGUCGCCACUGCUGACCUCGACGCCGCCUACGGUGUCAAAGGCAUUGGUGAGACUAUAUCCAUAUCUGAUAAUAGCAGACAAGGUACUGAGCAUCACAACAUGGACCAACGAUGAUAUUUGGCCAAGCGUUCUGGUGGUGACGGGCUACAUCACAGCGGUGCUCUAUUUUCAGAACAUGCUGCGGUUUUUCGGACAUUUGGUGCUGGUGGGAACCCUAUGGUGCUACUCGUUGUUGGAUUCCUUUGUGGAGGAUUCAAUCAAAGAAAAACCAACGCUGGAUGAUAUAGUCCAGGUGAUAACACGCGUAAACGCCAAGGCAGAUCUAUUGCUUUCACCAAUUGCAGUUUUGACCGGUAACGAUAUCAAAAGACUACUGUUCACGACUAUUUUUUUGUCGCCCUUGUAUGUGAUCAUCACAUUGUUCAUCUUCCCACCGCGUCGUCUGCUAUUGUUCGCCGGGGUGUAUUUACUGACGUACCACUCGUCAUGGUCAAUAGUGAGCCGAAAGCUUUUGUGGAGAUUCAAACUGGUAAGGCUACUGGUGUUUUACGUCACCGGUUUGGACUUGAGCGGUGCCAAUAAAAGUCAGGGCAUCUUUGCAGCGGUUCAGAACAAAGUGAAAAAGCUGUCCUCGCAUAGAAGCAGUACAGACGAAGGAAAGCCCACCAGGUUUACUUAUGUGCUUUACGAGAACCAGAGGAGAUGGCUGGGUAUUGGCUGGACUUCUAACAUGUUGAGCUACGAAAGAGCGCCCUGGACAGACGAGUUCAUAAAUGAGGCUCCAUCUCCGGAGCAGUUCAAACUUCCGGAGGAAAAUAUGGGGAUGUCUUGGAGAUGGGUAGACAGGACCUGGAGACUUGACAUGACCAACGACGGCGCUAUCCAGCCGCCUAGCUCGCGACCCAGGACUACAGCUCAGCCUAAUUCUGACGAUGGAUACAUUUACUAUGAUAAUACGUGGAAGAAACCCUCGACCGAGGACUCGUUUUCAAAGUACACCAGACGCAGACGCUGGAUCAGGACUGCCGAAUUAAUUGGGGGCGACAAAUACGAAGUCAAUACCACAACUUCUACAACCAGCACUGCAGCUGUGGCCGCUCAGCCGGUAGACGCUACUGGUACGGUAAUUGCCAAGACAGAAGGUACAGAGGCGUCUUCUUCAAUCUUGGAAAACGUGAAGGAGCUUGAGUCAUACAAACGCAAAGUGUCAUUCAAUGAGCAGGAUGACGUGCAUAUUAUCCCGCGAUCGAAGGAGGCCGAUUUCAGAAGAUCUUCACAGGCACUAAUCGACGAUAGCGACAACGACGACAGUUCCCAACGAGAUCAAGGAAAGUACCAGACCGCGGCGGUGGUCGAUAGGCGGAAACUCUCAACCGGGGACGAGCCUGUGCAAGGUGCUACUCUCAAUGAUACCACAGCGCUCGAGACCAAGAAAGACGCAUAG
Molecule: messenger RNA, 1683 nt
Organism: Lachancea sp. 'fantastica'
Lineage: Eukaryota; Fungi; Ascomycota; Saccharomycetes; Saccharomycetales; Saccharomycetaceae
Source: the annotation of a GenBank genome assembly